AUGGAUCUUUCUUGGUGCAUUAUCUGUGAUAACCGUGUCGACGACGUAUUGAAUGAAUCUUCUCUCUACUGUUCUGAGUCCUGUCAACUUAAAGAUCAAAUGAAGAGUAUCACAAACCAAAUCGCUAUUAACCAACAACAACAGCAACAACAAAAGAAGCUUACUCUUAGCAAGUCCAACGCUUCCAUGUCCACUUUGUUGCGUACAAAGCGUCCAUCUGCUCCCUCUACUUCUUACCCCUGGGUUCCUUUGUAUCGCCGCCGUCGCGGUGUUGUUGUGUCCAAGCGCUGUCAACCUGUUGUAGCCAGUUCCCUUACAACUGCCAACGCCUUGUUCUCUUCCAAGUCCACCAUUGCUUAA
Messenger RNA from Gilbertella persicaria, 360 nucleotides. RefSeq lists its product as uncharacterized. The record is from RefSeq and is a predicted model, not a curated record. NCBI's taxonomy places the organism in Eukaryota, Fungi, Mucoromycota, Mucoromycetes, Mucorales, Choanephoraceae. Bases 1 to 360 code for a protein of 119 amino acids. The transcript is spliced from 2 exons.